Penaeus vannamei (Pacific white shrimp) is the source of this 2517-nucleotide messenger RNA. NCBI's taxonomy places the organism in Eukaryota, Metazoa, Arthropoda, Malacostraca, Decapoda, Penaeidae. The record is from RefSeq and is a predicted model, not a curated record.
AUGCACAGACGCAGUGUCUCCAGGUCAACUUCCCUUAGACGAAACACAGCCCCAUCUCGCCCUGCCCCAGUGCGUGAGUGCCACCGCCGCACACACUCUCACUCUGCAGCCACAAGGAGUGACUCAGGCUCACGUUCCCAGCAGAGCCAGUCAUAUCAUGUAGAGCUGUCGAACACACUGUAUGGGGGAGACCUGCGCACACCUGAUACCCCGAGCCUUAUGACGCAGAGCAUGGACCCAGCUAUCCUGUCGCAGUUGGCUGGCAGUGGCCCCAGGGGGCAAGUGGACCCAAUGUCACUGAGCCUAGGGGCAGAGCAGAUGUCUCGAUCGUUGGGCAUAGAUCCCAUGUCCCGGUCAAUGGGCGAAGAGGAGAUGAAGCGUUGCCUGGAGUUGGACCCUAUGACACAGAGCCAGGGCCCAGAACAGCUAGCACGAAGCUUGGCACAGCCUGAACCCUGUGGUGGACUGAUGACACGCAGCUUGGACCUAGGCCCCAUGACCAAUGGAGAGGCAGAGGUGUGGGGUGAGCGCACACUUCUACCACCCACUGGCCACCCCAGGCCUACCAGCCUCUUUGGGGAUGAGAAGGACCUGGUGCUAGAGGAUGUGACAGCCCAAGAGAGCAGUAGCCAGCUAGUGGGUUCAACCAAGUUUGUCCCAGCUCCUGAGAGCAUCAUGAGUCCUGAGUACCAGGCAGCUGUAGCUUCUGCACGCUCUGCUCAGGGUCACGGGACCUCUAGUCAGUGUUCUUCCUCCUCGCGUGCACAACACAGUUCAAGUGCCGUUGUCCGCUCAAACUCUGCCUCCAGAUCCCAGCGUCCUCCUCCGUCCGCAAGGCCCACGUCUGCACCUCAAGCUUCCCCAAGACAAACAGCAGUGCGGUCAUCAUCAGUUACUAGGCCUCGAGCCUCACCCAUGAAAAGUCCAGCCACAGUUGAUCUCAUACGGGGCUCCCCUUCCCGCCCCUCCCAGCGUCCUGCAAGUGGUUCCUCCUCCUCAACCGCUGCAUCAGGGCUCUCUACACUACCUAGACCAAAGCCUUCUCCCCGACUCUCGCCCAGAUACGCACGCUCUGGCUCAGUGGAACCCUCACCAAGACGUCAAGGGUCAGCCAAGAAGAACAAAGUGCCAUCACCACACCAUGGCUACUCAGAUGCGGACUCGGACAACACGGACUCGGAGAUGUCUCUAUCGAAGUUGCAGACAAUCAAGAGUAUUGCAGCAGAGAGAAAACAGACAGAAAAGCGAACACGAGACAACAGCCGAUCAUCCUCAUCACAUGCUUAUGACCCAGAAAAGUACAAGGGAGGAGCAGCUAUCAGGAGUUCCAGCAACAAUGGCCGUCGUAGGUCAAGCAACAGCAGUAGUGGAAGCAGCACAGCGACCUCAGACAUGAACAAAACACAAGCAGCCAUCACACUGCAGAAGCACUGGAGAGGUUACCAGACAAGAAACAAUGAUCCCAAGGCAGCUAAAAUUAGGGAUGACAUCAGACAUUCCAGGGCAGAACAACACAUCAAACACUUGACGGAGAAACUGCGCAGCACAGAGGAAGCCCUCGAGCGUGAAAGACGGCUACGGCACAUGCAAUUAGAUGCCAUCCGCACACUCUGGAGGGAAAUCCAGAAGCUGCAGGUCAAUAAGCGUGAUGGUGUGAACACCCCAUCCACCCCUAUGACCCCACUAACCCCCCUCACACCUUUAGAUGCCAAGGAGGGAGCCACAGGUGGUCCCAAGAAGUACUCUGAAGAGAGUGUCAAAGAGCUUACACAGUUCUGCCAAUCAUUGCAGGGCCAGGUGGGGCAGCUUCAGGAGUCGCUGACAAUGGUCACUCAGGUGAUGAAUGCCUUCUGCAACCUUCCUGGGUCACAAUCACUGCUGACAAUGUCGCAGUCAAGUGGGUCUGGCCAUGAGCGAUCACCAGGUGGUGCAGAUUCACCCAACUCCCAGAGUGCAGGAGCUCCUACAGCCCCUCUCAGUGAGUCAGUCACGUCAUUGACACACUCCAUCCGUGCACUUACCACCUCCAUUGUCAAGUCCCCUUCAGCACAUGUGGAGAGAAGAGUGUCAAGUGAUGGCCUUAUGGAAGCAUGUGGGGAGAACAGUGGCAGAGAAGGUAGUAGGAGGACCAGCUGUGAGGGUGGCAAUUGCAGUGAUGGCUCUGAGGGUACCCCAGUUGCUUGCCAGAAACAGCACAGCCACCUCGACCACCUCAAAAACACUGAGAUGGUUAAUUCAGUUACAUCGUUGGCUUCAGCUGACCUCAACUCAACUGCCUUGGAUGCCUCCACACUUUCUGUUGAUUCAGCAGAAGGAGGUGAGGCGGAUGCAACAGGUCGUGAUGAGGCAGAGCUCUCUGAAUCCAGCCAGUCUUCUCUCUCGGGGAGUCUCUCGGGAAGCCACUCUGGCAACCAAUCAGGGGGCUCAGCUAGACAGGCAGCUACACAGGGGCCUCCAAGACCCUCCUCCCUCCCAGUCCCACGCCCUCACACACCACGCAGCACUGCCUCCUGACCC